Culicoides brevitarsis is the source of this 1194-nucleotide messenger RNA. RefSeq lists its product as uncharacterized. Gene Ontology annotation, molecular function: protein binding. The record is from RefSeq and is a predicted model, not a curated record. The transcript is spliced from 3 exons. Lineage: Eukaryota; Metazoa; Arthropoda; Insecta; Diptera; Ceratopogonidae. The coding region runs from base 87 to 1169 and encodes 360 amino acids.
GUUGACGUGUAGUAAAUAAAAAAAAAUUUCAAUAAAUUUUUCGAUCCGACUUUUGUUGUUCCUCAAUUUUGACGCGACAAAUAAUAAUGUUAAUUACUGGAAUAGGGGACGAGGUUACAAAUUUCUUUAUUAUUUUAGUGAUUUUUUGUGUAAUUUAUUUUGGCUGGCGCAGCACUGCAGUAACCCCUGCCUCGUCUCCCGUCGGAGUCCUCAUAAUUGAACAAAACACCAGAUUCACGUCCGCACCAUCGAAUAACAACACACCAGAAAAUAGGGAAUUGACUCGAAGUGACUCGCAACUAUCGACGAGAACAGAAACCGAAGAGCUGACGGUAAACAACGUCAUUGAGGAAUUGGAAAACGAUAUUACGGAUUUUAUUGGCCGCAGCAGUUCCAGUUUCGAUCCCCUUGUCGAUGAAAAUCAUGAAACUACGUUUACGGAAACGGGUGGAGAAGAGCAAAUUAUCGAAGCAAUGGAUGGAGAUGUAGUGGAUAACAAUGGUAGUAGUGGUAGUACUAAUGACGGGCUACGUCACAGAAAAGUGACGGGAGAACAAGGAGAUACAACAACAGACAAAACUGAAUCCAAGGACGUAGAAAAUGAUCGUGAACUGACGAUUAAGCUAAAAUAUUUGAACGACGAUUUGAAACUAGUCACUGCCAAGGCUUCCGAGGCAAUUGGAGAUUUUAAAAAGCGAAAUUUUACCGUAGAAUUAGCCGCUCAAAAACUUGUUCGUUUGGUCUUCAAUGGUCAUGUUUUGCAACACGAUAAAACAUUGGAGGAAUGUGGCCUCUUCGACAACUGCGUGGUUCAUUGUUUGGUUCACAACAAGAAACCAAGUGACCGGAAUGACGAAAGAAAUUCCCAGACAAGUGAAAACACGUCAUCUGCGUCAAACCAAAGAGCAGGUCCUCAGUUAAAUCAAAAUGUUCCGGGAAGUCGAAGGGAAACGUCCGAAAGUUUUCUCAAUAGACCAGAAAAUGGACGAUGGUAUCUUUACAUAGGAAUGGUUUUAAUCACUGUUACCUUGGUGUUUUGUUGGUUUUGUCGUUUCAACUAUUCCUAUCUAUUUUCUUUUUAUUCGACCAUCGGAUUGAUACUAAUGUCCGUUUUGUUUAUUGCAAUGAUUCCUUUGAUUUUGCUGAUUGAACGCGACGUUGUUAACUAAAUUGCGUGUAAAAAGUAGGUUUUUU